AUGUAUACUCUAAUUUCCGCUAAACUCCAACUCAAAAACACUAUUUUGUCCAAAAUGCUACAAAGUAUAACAACAAACCGAUCCCUUUUUUACACCCUUUCCUCACUCAUCCAGCCCGCCCAAAUCCUGGGCCUGUGCCCCAUCACCUAUACAAAACAUAACAAUUUUUUUACCAUCACGUGGUCUUGGAAGGUUUACAUAGUGAACUGUGCUACUGCCUUGACUUUGGUUUGUUGGGGUUUUUGGGGCUUUGUCCACGACAUGGAAAUCGCUUCUUUCGUGUCGUUGGGAUUUACGGGGAGUGUCGAUAUAGUGAUUUCCUCGUUUGAUAUCAGUGAGGUGCUUUUGAGUUGUUUUUAUUUCAUCGUUUCGAUGCCUUUCAAGUGCGCAAAAAUAUCGAUUGUUUUGAAUAAUUUUAACAAAGUGGAUGCUAUUAUUACACCGGUGUCGUGUGAACAAAUUAAUUCGAAUUUGGUUUGGUUUUCGAGAUGCUGGAUGGUGUUUUUACCACUACUUUACACUCUUGAUGUUUUUAUGUGGGGUAACACUUCCUGGCAAGGUGUUAAUAAUUAUUUCGCUUAUUAUGUUUCUUAUUCGAUUGUUGUAUUGCACGAAUUGCAGUACUACCAAGUGGUUAAAAUGGCCCAAAUUCGACUUUUAGGUGUAAAUAAAACGAUCAAAGAAAAUAUCAAGAGAGACACAAUUAAGAUCAGACUUGACUUUAUUUCAGAUUUAAUAAAUUGUUACAAUUACACAACUGACGCUAUUGAAACAAUAAAUUCAAGUUUUAACAAAACUGUAACAGCAAUGCUAUUCAGCUGUUAUGUUCAUUUGGUCACUUGUCCUUAUCAACUGUUUGUGAUGAUAACAAGUAACGAGACAAGUAUUUUGAAUUAUGUCUAUUGUUUAUGGGUUCUAUUGCAAAUAUUUCGAUUGGUUUUAAUUGUGGAAGUUUGUCAUAACUGCGAAGAAGAAAUUCAAAAUACUCGAAUUGUAGUCUCGCAGCUGUUAAACUGUCGAUUACAUAAAAAUGUAAAAAAAGAGGCAAAUACGUUUUUGUUUUUAGUAGUGAAGAAAAAAAUCAAGUUUUCAGCUUAUGGUUUACCCAAGAUUGGACGACAUCUUCUGCUUUCUGUCGCGAGUUCGAUUGGUGGAUAUUGGAUGAUUUUAUUGCAGUUUAGCUCACGAACAAACAAAAUGUAAAAUGAUGUAAACAUGACAUGAUUUCGGAGUGUUUCAGAUUAAAUGUUUUGAUAAAACAAAUACUGAAUUCUAAUCCUAUAAUUAACAUACUAAUUUUUUGUUUUGUAUUAAUUUUUUCAAUUUUUUUCUGAGUGAAUUGCUUUGAGAGAGUGUCUUCAUUCUUUACAAACAUUUUUAAAAAAUUUGUGCAAGCCAA
Molecule: messenger RNA, 1399 nt
Organism: Tribolium madens (black flour beetle)
Lineage: Eukaryota; Metazoa; Arthropoda; Insecta; Coleoptera; Tenebrionidae
Product: putative gustatory receptor 28b
Exons: 5
Coding region: 1-1203 (400 amino acids)
Biological process (GO): sensory perception of taste
Cellular component (GO): neuronal cell body; axon; membrane
Source: RefSeq, a predicted model, not a curated record